AUGGACGAACGUGCUUUUCUUGGGAUGAAGCGGAGUCAAGGAUUUGAUGUCGCCAUUGACACGGACCGGAGAUCAUCACUACUUGCUGAAAUGGUCCGUUUGAACCGCAUCCUAUUGCAGAUCAAUGAUUUGAACAUCCGUGCAUCCGAAGAAGAGUUAGAUACCGAGGUGAUCAUCAGCAACCUUGAAGAUCUUUCGAAUCAGCUGGACGUGUGGCUUCAGGAACUUCCAGAUCACAUGCGAGAUACGCGGGAGAAUAUGGAGCGGUACGCCGCCCAAGGCCUUGGGCGCAUGUUCGCGGCCAUCUACCUUGGAUACUAUCACUAUGGUCAGAUGUUGUUCUACCGAUUCUUGCAGGACGACUCAAAAGGAUACCUCACACAGACGCGAUACUUCGCAGACAAAUGCAAGCAGCAUGCCAGCAAGUUAUGUGACACAGUCUAUGCUUCUGAUGAGAAACCAGGGUGCGAUGUCAAGUAUAACAUGAUCGGACACGUUCUUGUCGUUUCUUCCACCGUGCAGAUUCAUAGUUUGCUGUUCGAUCCUGAUGAUUCCAAUGUCGCACUCGCGAAGAUGCGUUUGCAGAAGAACUUCAUUUUCCUAACUCGUCUACGGGACCUAUGGCCAACUUUGGAUUUUUGCAUGGAUCGUUUGAUGGCUUUUCAUGAGGCAUGUAGGAAUUCUGCAGAUACUAGUUUCCGUAUGGACCGGUGGAUGGUACGCUUUCUGGUUGAGUUUGCCAGCCCGAUGGGUGACAAGGCAAUAAAUUCUGAUGGGAAAGAUCCGUGGUCCCUUGCGGGCCUGGGAAUCACUCCUCUUUAA
Messenger RNA from Penicillium maclennaniae, 822 nucleotides. RefSeq names its product fungal specific transcription factor domain-containing protein. The coding region runs from base 1 to 822 and encodes 273 amino acids. Lineage: Eukaryota; Fungi; Ascomycota; Eurotiomycetes; Eurotiales; Aspergillaceae. The record is from RefSeq and is a predicted model, not a curated record. The transcript has a single exon. Gene Ontology annotation, cellular component: nucleus.